Molecule: messenger RNA, 267 nt
Organism: Neohortaea acidophila
Lineage: Eukaryota; Fungi; Ascomycota; Dothideomycetes; Mycosphaerellales; Teratosphaeriaceae
Exons: 1
Molecular function (GO): RNA binding
Source: RefSeq, a predicted model, not a curated record
UCUCUCUACAUCAAAAACCUCCCCGAGAAAUGGCAAAAAGAAGACCUGCGCCGCCAGCUCUACAUGCUCUUCUCCACCUACGGCCCCGUGCUGGACGUCACCACCCUCAAAACCUCCAAGAUGCGCGGGCAAGCGCACGUGCUGUUCCGCGACGUGCAGACCGCCACGCAGGCGAUGCGCGCGUGCCAGAAUUCCGAUCUGGGCGGGCGCGAGAUGCAGAUUGUGUAUUCGAAGAAUCGCAGUGGGACGCUGGCGAAGCUUACGGGG